GGGGCUCCAGCGGGCCGGGUGAGGGAAGGACUCAGGCCUCCCGCGGCUCCCCCGCCUUCUCCCCAGGCCCGCCCCUGGCUCGCGCCUCACGCGCAACGCGCGGCCUGGCGCGCGGCCGCCCCACCUCCACGCGAAGGCCUCCCCGGCGGGGCGGAGACAGCGAGCGCGCGCCGGCGCGGGACGGGAAGCGGCGCCCGCCCUGCGCUUGGCGGAGGGGAGCCGCGGUCAUGGCCGCGCUGCGGCGGAGCGUCGUGUCCCCGGCGGGCAGGCACCGCGCCUCGGUGAUCCUGCUGCACGGCUCAGGGGACACUGGCCCAGGAGUAAGAACGUGGAUCAAACAAGUUCUGAAUCAGGAUUUGGUUUUCCAGCAUAUAAAAGUAAUUUAUCCAACAGCUCCUGCCAGAUAUCAAGACCUAUCUUGGAGUUUACACUAUACCACUAUUCUGCAGCAUGGAGAAAGCAUAUUUUUGCAGAUUGAAUAUCUUUUCAUUUCAUUUCUCAUUGGCAUUCUUCCUCCCAUUUCUCUUCAUUUCAACUUUUUCCCAGUGCAGCGGGAAACCUGUUAUCUCCACCUUGGGAAUGGACCGUAUACACCUAUGAGAGGGGCCCUCUCCACUGUGUGGUUUGACAGAUGGAAGAUAUCUAAUGAGUGCCCAGAACACAUUGAAUCCAUUGACUCAAUGUGUCAGGUGCUUACAAACGUGAUUGAUGAGGAGGUUAAAAAUGGCAUCAGCAAGAAUAAGAUAAUUUUAGGAGGUUUUUCAAUGGGAGGUGGCAUGGCAAUGCAUUUAGCGUACAGGUAUCAUCAAGAUGUGGCUGGAGUCUUUGCUCUUUCUAGCUUUCUCAAUAAGACAUCUGCUGUUUACCAGGCUUUACAGAAAAAUGAAAGUGUCCUUCCUGAAUUAUUUCAGUGUCAUGGAACAGCUGAUGAGUUAGUUCUGCACUCGUGGGGUGAAGAGACCAACAAGAUGUUAAAAUCAUUGGGAGUAGCAACAUCUUUUCAUAGUUUUCCAAAUCUUAAUCAUGAGUUACACAAAACUGAACUGGAAAAAUUGAGCUCUUGGAUUGUAAAGAAAUUGCCUGUGGAGACAGCCAUGUCAAAUGAAUAAAUGACAUUAACUUAA
Molecule: messenger RNA, 1124 nt
Organism: Dermochelys coriacea (leatherback sea turtle)
Lineage: Eukaryota; Metazoa; Chordata; Testudines; Dermochelyidae
Gene: LYPLAL1
Product: lysophospholipase like 1
Exons: 7
Coding region: 228-1109 (293 amino acids)
Biological process (GO): protein depalmitoylation
Cellular component (GO): cytoplasm
Molecular function (GO): palmitoyl-(protein) hydrolase activity; carboxylic ester hydrolase activity
Source: RefSeq, a predicted model, not a curated record